Caretta caretta (loggerhead turtle) is the source of this 504-nucleotide messenger RNA. The record is from RefSeq and is a predicted model, not a curated record. Lineage: Eukaryota; Metazoa; Chordata; Testudines; Cheloniidae.
AUGGCUGCAGCCCUGCAGCCGCUGUACAGCCAUGGGCACAGGAUCCCGGGGCGGUUGUUGAUUGGGAAUGCUUCCCAGCCGCUGCUCCAGGCCCAGAACACGGACAUCACUGAGGACAAACUGGACAAGAAUCUGUGGCCCUUUUUGUCGGACCCGGUCCCUACCACCAGCUCCCAGGCUGCUGUCAGGCAUUGGCAGAAGAACAAGCCAGCGGCCGAGUACCGGACGGGCCCGCGCCUCAUCAUUUACGUGCUGGGUGGGGUGUCCAUGUCUGAGAUGCGCUGUGCCUACGAAGUGACCCCGGCCAUCAAGGGCAAGUGGGAGGUGGUGAUCGGUUCCAGUCACAUCCUGACCCCCAAGCGCUUCCUGGAUGACAUCCAAACCCUCAACCAGCUGGACCCCGAGGAGGCCUAGAAGCAGCCCCCUCCCCCCAGAGACUCUGCCCCCCACAGUUUGCUGCCCCCAGCUCCACCUGCUCUUCUCAACAAGGCAUCUUCCCCCCUA